GGUGACUGGCUGUUAUUACUUGCGGCUGAAUAGCCAUCGCCGUUCUCAUCAUGAGUAGACCGGCCGCCCGCCCGGGCAUCACGCGAAACGUCUCGUACGCCUCCACCAUCACCAUCGUAGACGAGUCGUCGCCCAUAUCUACCGGCUCUUCGAACAACGAGCCCUGGUCAUUCAAGGAGGGGUCGCUGCCGUGGGAUGGCAAGAGAAUAGUGGAGGAGAGGGGGAUACCGACACCGGUACCGGAAGAAGGGAACCGGCUCGAGCGCCGGCGGUGGUUCCGCCUGGGGGUGUGGGGGUUCACGACCAUCGCGCUCGGGUCCUUCGUCACGCUCGCCAUCCUCGGCUUCCUCGGCUUCCUGUGGACGACCGAGGCCGUGUCGGGCAGCGAGCGGGCGCCGGCGGCGUGGCGCUGGGUCGUGCUGGGCGGGCGGGCUACGCAGGCCGUGACGCUGGCAACGGUGGUGGCGCGGGCGGCCAUCACGGCGCAGUCGACCGUCUACACGAGCCUGAUUGCCGGCAUCGCGCUCGAGCGCUACGGCGUCCUGCUGUCCGCCGCCGCCCAGUUCUCGGUCCUGCGCGCCAUCAACGACGGCCCCCUGCGCCUAGCCUGGCUGCUGCUAACGUCUUCGCCGCGCCGGUCGGCGCUGCUGGCCGGCCUGGCGGUUGUGCUGUUCGCCACCACGGUGGCCGUGCAGUUCUCGUCCACGAUCCUCGUGUCGGACCUCGAGUUCUCGGCCCUGAGCAACGGCUGGCUCGACCGGCCGACGGCGUACGUGCCCUUUGGCGAAAUCUCGUCCCCGGGGGCCGCCGACGCCGUCCCGUCGGGAAAGACGGGCCUGAGCGACACGGGCAUGGUGCGGCGCGGCUUCCUCCCCGUGCGCCAGCAGCAAAUCAUCCGGCGGUACCACAGCCCGGCCAUCGUGUUCAACUCGCGCUUCCUCCGGGACCAGAACGCGCGCGCGCGCGAGGGCUUCAGCAACAGCAUCUGCGUGCCCGACGGCCGCGGCGCCGCCGACAGCGCCCGCAACUUCACGCUGUCCGACGAGGCCGUGCCGCGGCACGCCGGCAUGUUCCUCUUCCUCCGCACCAACGGCGCUGCCGAGCUGUGGCGGGGGCCCAACAUGACGGUUGUCAGCGGCCAGUUCCCGCUGGCGGCCGCGGCUGGCGAUGGCGGCGGCGGUGGUGGCGCCGACGAGUGGGCCAGCUUCGAGGUCGCGGUCGGUGGGCGGUUCGUGGGCGCGCAGCUCACGACGGGCGGGCUCCGGGUCGACGCGUCGCUGUGCUUCCAGGAGGCCGCCUUCGACAUGUCCGACGUCAAGGUGCAGUACCUGACGACGCGGCUCGUCAGCAGCAACUACAAGGCGCCGCGGUCGGGCGGCGGCGGCAACGUCUCGCUGCUCAUGGACCCGCUCGGCGCGGACGAGGUCAGCCUCGACUUUGAGCCGCACGUCGAGUACCAGGCGCUGUUCCGGGACCUGCUCAACGCCACGGGCCGCCCCGCCGUCGCGCUGCAGUCGGUUCUGGCGGCGCUGGCGGGGUCCAUGGUGACCGAGGCCAUGCCGCAGUUCAACGUGCGCCCCAACGCGACCGUGACCUCGUCCGAGUUCGUCCUGACGCCGCACCGCACCCGCGGGCUCGUCGUCGUGGCCGCCGUCGCCGGCGCCAACAUGGCCUGCGGCCUCGCCGCCCUGACCACCAGCCACUCGGCCCGGGGCAGCUUCUGGCAGGUGCUGUCGCAGCUCGUGUCGGAGCACACUGUGGGUCCUCGAGUGCUCCGCCGAGCUCAACGACCGCGACGUCGCCAGCCUCACCGCUAGGGACCUGGACCCCUACGUCAAGAUUGCGCGCUCCGCCAAGACCGGCCGGGUUCGGGUCAUGCUUUCGAGCGCGGUGAAGCAGGGGUACUGAGGCCCGUUCGCAGGCCAUCACGCGGGUUUGGAGUGAGAUUUGGCGUGCCACUUUCCCCGCGCCUCCCCUGCGCCAACCUUGCGUCUAUACGUCUCUCGCCAUGACAGCUGCGAGCUUUCCACAUGUUUUCCUUUCUCUUGAUACACCCCAACUCCUCUUGGGGCGGCCGUGCGGGCUUUCCAAUAUGUA
Gaeumannomyces tritici R3-111a-1 is the source of this 2097-nucleotide messenger RNA. RefSeq lists its product as hypothetical. The transcript is spliced from 4 exons. The record is from RefSeq and is a predicted model, not a curated record. The coding region runs from base 51 to 1817 and encodes 588 amino acids. Lineage: Eukaryota; Fungi; Ascomycota; Sordariomycetes; Magnaporthales; Magnaporthaceae.